CGGCCCAGGGCCCCGCCGCCCUGCGCGCAGGCAGCCUGGCUGCUUGCCCUGCCUGUGAGUCAGCUGGGAGCAGCCCUGGAGGUGGCACCGGCUCUCGGCUGGGAGAGCCGCACACCUUGGUACAGGCGAGAGGAGGCAGGGAUCCCAGGGCUCCGGAGCAGGGAGAACGAGGGACAGGCCUGAGCCCCAGCUUGCCCCACCUCCAGCAGGGAGAGAGAAGACCAGAGCAGGAGGCCUGACCUCCCAGUGCAGUGCUGGGGACGCAGACCCGCCACAUGGCGAAGGGCCACGGCUGCUGCCACGGCUGUGCCACCUGCCUGCUCGGCCUGUACAGCUGCCGCUGGGCCGAGAACAAGAGGAAAGGCCUGAGAACAACCAAGUGCGACUGUAGCUGGUUCUUCUUCCUCUUCUGCGUCUGCCUCUUCGCACUCGUAUGGCUCUACCAUGCCCUCAUCCUCCUCAAUGACUUCCACAACUUCAAUGAGUUCCUCUUCAGACAGACGCAGUGGUGGGUAGACUGGUCCCUGCCCCUGCUCGGAGUCACGGUGCUGCUGGUCACGUAUUCGGCCCUGCUGCUGGUUCUCGCUCUGUGCCUGCAGCUCUGUGGCCAGCCCUUGAAGUUGCAUUGUCUGCACAAGUGCCUGCUGAUCCUCACUGCCCUGGUCGUGGCCGCAGCCUUCGUCGCACUCGAUGUGAAGUGGACUGAGCAGUGGCAGAGCGCACGCAUCUCUCUGCAGGCAACAGGCCCCUUCCUGCACAUCGGAGCCGUGGCAGGCGUGACGCUGCUUGCCUGGCCCGUGGCCGACUGCUUCUAUCGUACUCGCCGUGCAGCCCCCAAGGUGCUGCUCCUGCUGGUGUAUCUGGGUGUGACAGCUGCGCUGUACCUGGCUCCCCUGAUGAUCUCCUCGCCCUGCCUCAUGGAGGAGAACCAGCUGCCCCCCAAACCAGCGCUGGCCGGGCACCGUGGGGCCCCCAUGCUGGCUCCAGAGAACACCCUGAUGUCAUUCCGGAAGUCAGUGGGCUGUGACGUGCACGUGUUUGAGACCGAUGUCAUGGUGAGUGCUGAUAGGGUCCCCUUCCUCAUGCACGACGAGACGCUCACCCGGACCACCAACGUGCAAAAGGUGUUCAAUGCCCAGGCCACCAUGAGCGGCACAACCUUCAACUGGACGGAUCUCCAGCAGCUUGACGCCGGCAGCUGGUUCCUGGAGAGGAAUCCGUUCCACUCGGUGCAGGGCCUCUCCAGCGAGGCGCAAGGCCAGGCGCGGGCACAGAAGAUCCCGUCUCUGGAGCAGGUGCUGCAGGAGGCCAAGCAGCACAACAUCUCCAUCAUGUUCGACCUCCGUCCUGAGAACCACACGGACUACCAGAGCUUCGUUAAUGUCACCGUGGCGACCAUCCUGGAGUCGGGCAUCCCGCCGCAGCUGAUUCUCUGGCUGCCCGACGGGUUCAGGGAGCAGGUCAGACAGCAGGCACCAGGAUUUCAGCAAAUCUACGGUCUGAAGAGCAGCUGGAAUGAAACAGAGUCUCCACUGCGACUGAACCUGCCGUACCAGGACGUCAGCACAGAGCAGAUUGGCCGGUAUCGCCAGGACAACGUCUCCGUCAAUCUGUACGUGGUCAAUGAGCCCUGGCUCUUCUCCGUGCUGUGGUGCGCGGGGGCCGGCUCCGUCACCACCAACGCCUGCCAGGUGCUGAAGGAGAUGAAGCGCCCCCUCUGGCUGCUCCCCCGCAACACUUAUCUGAUGGUCUGGAUUGUGAUCGACUGCGUCUCCUUCCUCCUGCUCCUCUCGGCCUUCCUCCUGCUGCAGAAAUGCUCCAGGAGAAAAGAACCGGCAGAGUCCAAGUCGGACGUGCUGCUAACGAAGAUCAACAGUCUCAUGCAGGAAUGACGCCCAGCCCCCGCGGUGCCUGGUGGUGGAGGGGUUUGAGCUGGGCACAGGUGGUGGUUAGCAGGGAGCGCCCAGACUUGCUCCUGCCAGCCUUGAAUGCCCUUUCCUCUGCAGGGCCCUUUCCAGGCCGUGGGCUCCCCACAAACCCUCAGUCUCUGCCCUGUUCUGCAGGGGGCUGGGGCUGGGUUUAUCCUGCCCCCAUGGGCACAACUCCCCUGCAGGUCAGGGGCCUGUGCAGAACCCCCCUGGUGAUGAGUCUGUGUCCUAGAGUAGACAGGCGUGCGUUCCCCUGCCCACGGGGACAGAGCUGGGGGUGGACACCGAGAUCUUGGCCUUGCAGCCUCCUGGGGCUGUGGGAACAGAUACUGUCUUGGAGGCUCCUCGGUUGUGACCUGCUGUGCAGGUGCACUUGUACCACAGCAGGGACCGGUGCAGCUGCUGCUGCUGUGAACUGGCUUGUCCUGUCUCCUGAAGCGUGAGAGAGGCUGCUAGGAGCCUGAAGGGUUUCGUUUACAGGGAGCCAGGUUUAAAGCCUUGUGCCAUAGGGGAGCCUAGGACUAGAUUGCUUUGGGCUGUGUCUGGGGAAAGGUGAAAGGGCAGGAGCGCAUCGCAGGCCCAGGCAGUAGGGCUGCAGGUGGGGAUCCUAGUGCAGCAGGAUGGAAACGAAGGGUCCCUCACUGAGCAGAGGAAGCCCAUUAUCCUCCUUGAGCCUUUGACACUGGCCGCUAGGCAGGUGUGCGGGAUGCAACAGUAGGCCCAGCCCCAUGAGACCCCGACCCUGCUUGUCUAGUGGAAGAGAUGGGGUUUGGCUUUGGAUGGAGGGGAUUGUGUGGGGGGCUGUCUUUCCAUAGAGAACACAGGUGCUGGGUGAAGGCCCCCAAAGCACCAUCCCUGGACUGGGUGUGACGCUAUCCUGCUGGGGAGGGGUAUGCUGGGGCAUGAAGUGGCCUCUUUGCUGCAGGGGUCUCAGCAGCAUGUGUCUAUUUUACUUGUUCUUAAUUAUGUAUGUUAAUAAACUGACCCACUUGGAUAAAAAACCCAAACAA
Molecule: messenger RNA, 2938 nt
Organism: Chrysemys picta bellii (western painted turtle)
Lineage: Eukaryota; Metazoa; Chordata; Testudines; Emydidae
Gene: GDPD2
Product: glycerophosphodiester phosphodiesterase domain containing 2
Biological process (GO): lipid metabolic process
Cellular component (GO): plasma membrane
Molecular function (GO): glycerophosphodiester phosphodiesterase activity
Source: RefSeq, a predicted model, not a curated record